Molecule: messenger RNA, 2416 nt
Organism: Pocillopora damicornis (cauliflower coral)
Lineage: Eukaryota; Metazoa; Cnidaria; Anthozoa; Scleractinia; Pocilloporidae
Product: beta-2 adrenergic receptor
Biological process (GO): G protein-coupled receptor signaling pathway
Cellular component (GO): membrane
Molecular function (GO): neuropeptide Y receptor activity
Source: RefSeq, a predicted model, not a curated record
AUUUCGAACAACAGGGGCCUCAUGAAAAUAAUAAUCUGUCACACAUUAGAAUCUCCUUUGAUAUUCCCUUUUUUUUUCGUCUGUUUGGAUCCUCGAAAUAGAUCCGCUUAAUGCUGUUAAUGAUGUUGCCCGGAAAGACUGCCUAAUAAAUUUGCCUUGAACAAUUUUUUUCCAGCUGUGUUUCAUUACUACAAUGUAAGAUAAUGAAAAAGUUUGAUUUCGUCAGGACAGUCAACACCGAUGAUGGAGAUACUGAACAUCAAAGUUCUCGAUCAAUCUAUUGUUGCUUUUGACAUUCACAAUCCAGUUUAAUUUUCAAAGUUUUCAUAAACAAACCUAGUCAGUAAUAAGCAAACAAUAGAAAUGGUAUUCAUUAGUUUGGUACAAACUGGUAUGUAAAUAGAUUCGAGUCACUCUGCGGCCAAACAGCGGCAAGGAGACGGUCCUUCAGAGAAAAAAAAUAUAUUUAUCCUCUAGUUUUGCCUGAUAAAUUUCCUUAUUUGAGCACGUAUCGACGUCAUCGCGGUGUAUUUUUGUUUCAUUUCCUGCGGCAUUUAUCUUCUCUAUAUAUAGCACGUCAAUCUCGCUUUUCUCGCACUUUCUUCACGCUAUCAUCGAGGAAGGCUUAUCGAAUAUAACAUCCUGCUGAGGAACAAACGUAAGUGAGCUGUCAACCAUUUUUGGAUCACUAAACACACUUUGAAGGAAAUCGACCUCUAAAACUCUUGGGGCUGGGACACAGCUUGCAACUGAAGAGGUUUCAGUGUCAGGAAAAACCUGACUCUAAAAGUAACUGAAAAAAUUCAAUAUAAAAAGGUUCAACUUCACCCACAGAAAAAACGCGUUUGUCAACAUGGAAGACAAUGUUUCUCAACCGCACUUUCCCAACGCAUUGAGCAAUCGAUCAACUUUUCAGAUAGCCGUGGAUGUUGCACCUCUCCUCGUUAUAAACCUGGCCGCUCUUUUUGGAAACGUACUUUUAUGCAUUGCAUUCUUUAAGAACAAUAACCUACGGUCAGUGACAAAUAUAUUUGUUUUGACACUGGCGGUGUGUGAUAUCUCAAUGUCCAUUACAUCCAUGCCUCUGUCAGAAAGUGCUCUUAUUGCUGGAGAAUGGAUCUUUGGGGAAUUCCUCUGCCACUUUCAAGGAUUUCUGACCCUCUUUUUGGCAUUCCUUUCGCUUCAGAUGAUGGCAAUGACAGCUGUAAAUCGCUACUAUCGAGUUUUAAAGCCAGAUUUGUACAAAAAAGUCUUCACGACCGGCUACACUUCUCUGAUGAUAAUCGCAGCUAGUUUACUAUCACUGGGAAUCCUAAGCAGCGUAACAUUUGGGCAGCAUGGCAACUUAUUCAUUUUUCACCCUGGAAAGACCAUCUGCGUUAACGUGUACCGUAGCAUGCUGACAGCACAAGUAUACACCAUUGUUUCUAGCGCCUUGUUCGUAUUACUGCCUGCUGCAGUAAUCGUAUGGUGCUAUGUGAAGGUGUUCACUGGAAUACGAAAGCACUUCCGUCGACUGGCCACUCGGAAGAUGUCAAGGGCCUCUCUCAACAGCCUUAAUCCAGCAGAGAUUGUUGUCACCCGCACCCUGUUUGCAAUUGUCUUGGCUUUCUUCCUUUGUUGGAUACCAUGCAUUGUCAUAGAUCUAAUGGAUAUUAUGAGGAACAAAUGGUUCGACCGACGGAUGUACUUGGCUUACACCUACUUUGCUUACAUCUCAAGUGCCGUAAACCCCUUCAUAUAUGGCGUGAUGAACAGGUCUUUCCGAGUGGAAUUUCUAAAACUUUUGAGAUGCCGUUUAAAAAAUUAAAAGCGGCUAGAGUGAACAACACUUAGAGAGGCAAUGCACCAAAAAUAAGUGAACUUGUGCAGCAGAGUAGGAAGAAGUUCAACCCUGGAGUAGAAGAGAUGACACUUUCAUUCUUUUUGUAUCGAAUUAUCAACGCGCAUCUUUAAUAUUUCUGCAUUAAUCACAACAAGCGACGGGCAAUUUUAUCAUUGGUUUUAUUAUGGUUAGAAAAUUUUCGAUAUACUUACUUUCCCAUUGACCUGAAGCAAAAUAUGAAAAAGCUAAAAAUAUAGGAAACAAUCCAAGAUAAACUUUUACCAACUGAGCGAAUUACAAGCUGACAACAUUAUUUUAGCAAAAAAAAAAAAGCAGGUAUCCCCGUGGAAAACUUGUAGCUGACGCAAAUCCUUCAUUCUUAACGUUUACAAAAUGCUAAUUCUUUCUAAAUGGUUAUUUGUACUCAGCUGAGUAUCAAAUUACUAGUAAGUUUCAACACGAGUGGUAUACUGUACUUAUAAUGCUAGAGUACGCUGGUUAUUUUUGACGAGAGGUCGCUACUCAUCAGUGUUUUAAUGUGUUCAUUUCGUGUCGAAUAGCUAGAAAGGUUUUGUAGCAAUAAAAGGUUCA